GGACGGCCACCACUGCUGAUCCUGCUGCAUGGUUAUGGCAGCAACGAAGCCGAUCUGUUUGAGCUCAGGAAUGCAUUUCCUGAAAAAUACCUGAUCGUUGCGCCGCAGGCGCCGGUGGCUAUUGGCAAUAAUGCCUAUCAAUGGUACAGCAUCAAUAGCAAGCCUGGUAGUGUUCCAGAACAUUUGCAAGCCAGCACAAUCAAACUGAAGGAGUUUAUCGCCGCAAUCGUCAAAAAGUACAAUGCUGAUCCGGCCCGGGUUUACCUGGCGGGGUUCAGCCAGGGUGCUGUGAUGAGUUAUGAAGUCGGCCUCUCGGCUCCUGCACUGGUGACUGGUAUCGGUGCCUGGAGCGGCAAAUUAUUACCUUCAUUAAGAACGGUUGUUUCGGUUACAGCACCGCUGCGCAAACUGCGCAUCUUUAUCGGGCAUGGCACACGUGACGACCGGAUCCCUUAUACGGAAGCGGUUUCUGCCAAUACCUUUCUCAAAGGCUUAAAGCUUUCGCCAGAAUUUCAUACUUAUAACGGUAUGACUCACCAGAUAAAUGAUGCCGAGCUAAAGGACUUCCUGCAAUGGCUGGAAGAUAAAUAA
Messenger RNA from Ostertagia ostertagi, 591 nucleotides. The record is from the annotation of a GenBank genome assembly. NCBI's taxonomy places the organism in Eukaryota, Metazoa, Nematoda, Chromadorea, Rhabditida, Trichostrongylidae.